This is a messenger RNA of Malania oleifera, 4328 nucleotides long. RefSeq lists its product as uncharacterized. Gene Ontology annotation, molecular function: S-adenosylmethionine-dependent methyltransferase activity. The transcript is spliced from 16 exons. Lineage: Eukaryota; Viridiplantae; Streptophyta; Magnoliopsida; Santalales; Ximeniaceae. The record is from RefSeq and is a predicted model, not a curated record. The coding region runs from base 1286 to 3652 and encodes 788 amino acids.
AAGUCUUAGCGUGAUGCAAGGAUAAUAGCAAAAAUUGAAGCAUAGUAAUAAAAUUAAACAAGCCUCAGCGCCUCAGUUGUGCCUAUGUAGCCGGGCUUCAGGUAGCUCGGCAGUGCUGAGGGACGCACAAGCUGGAUAACCUUAGGCAUGAUGGUGACUCGCUUGGCGUGGAGUGCAUAGCCCAGAGAAAGCUUCAAAUUCAAGGACAAAAAAUCGUGCUAAAGCCUAAACUGGGGAGAACGGGAGGGGGCUUCGCGACCCUACCCUUCAGCAUAAAAAGGGCACUAGAUGGGUAAAGAAAGAACCAAUUAUAGUGAAAAGUAAAACAUCAAGGGAUCAAAUCUUUUCUGUACUUUUUCUUGCUCUCGCACAGGGGGGAUGUAAUGGCGUCGUCUGCUCCGUCGGCCUAAGAAUCCUCCUUGGUGGAGCUCGUGGUGGAGGCAACGAAACCUCAAAUGUAGGUUACGACUGUUGCGGCAGAUGCAACGUCAUUUGCAGAGGGAGAGGGGUCGUUUGAUCAUUGCCGCUGCAUAGGAUCAUCCGGAGAUUGACGAUGAUUAGCGAUGACGGAGAGUCUGAAGCAGAGCUCUAAUGGCGACGGUGGACAACGAGCAGGAAACUACAUGGGGACGACAACGAGCAGGAACGGCGGUCGAGCGGGGGAAAGAGGUUUCAGUGAGCAGGAACGGGGACGACGUCGGACGGGGACGAUAGCGAGCAGGGAUGGCGACCGAGGGAAAAAAAUUAGGUUAAUUUUGGCUCUGAUGCCAUGUUAACAUUAAAAAAAACUUUAUUAAUCUUUUUUUUGUACACAUACAACUGUACAAGACCAUCUUUUUACAAGAGAAGGAGACAUACAAGGGUAUUUUAUGAAAAUAUACUAACAAUAGUUAAUUUAUUUAAAAUAAAUAAAAAUUUAUAAAGUAGUACUAUUUUAUUGAAUUAGUCUAUAAAUAUAGUGAGAAGAUCUAGUCUACUUAAAUUUUUGUGUCCAUCUUUGCUCAAAUUGUUUGAAGAAUUUUAUGGAAGACUCUUUUGCAUCUUUUAGAUUUUUUUCUUAAUCUAAAUGCUUGAAUGUUGUGAACUUGUCGUAAACUUUUUUGCGGUUUCGCAAUAACUUAAAAAGGAAAAAGAAAAAGGAAAACAACAAUACAUUUGUUGAGCCAAAAGAAGAAAAAAUAAAAGAGAAAAGAGAAUAACAUAUUUUGCUAGUUGCCUCUGCAAAACCCUCUCGCCCCAAACCCCAGCGGCUGACACACGGUGGAGGUGGAGAAACAAGAGAACAAUGGCGAAGAAGAGAGACCAAUCACAAGAUCUGCUGGAGACCCUCGGAGACUUCACGAGCAAAGAGAACUGGGACAAGUUCUUCAGUAUCAGAGGCACUGAAGACCCCUUCGAGUGGUACGCCGAGUGGCCUCAACUCAAAGACCCUCUACUCUCGCACUUCCCCCGCUUCAAUACCAACCGAAGUUCACAAAACUUUGCUGAUGCUCCGGCGUCUUCUUCACCUCAAAUUCUUGUGCCGGGUUGCGGCAAUUCCCGGCUUUCCGAGCACAUUUACGAUGCUGGAUAUCGCGGCAUUACCAACAUUGAUUUCUCGAAAGUGGUUAUAUCCGAUAUGUUGCGCCGCAACGUGCGUUUGCGGCCUGACAUGCGGUGGCGUGUCAUGGACAUGAUCAGCAUGCAGUUCAUGGAUGAGACUUUCGAUGUUGUUCUUGAUAAGGGGGGAUUGGAUGCUCUGAUGGAACCGGAGCUUGGCCCCAAGUUGGGAAGUCAAUAUUUAUCAGAGGUGAAGAGAGUAUUGAAGUCUGGGGGAAAGUUUAUCUGUCUCACCCUUGCUGAGUCUCAUGUUCUAGGUUUACUUUUCUCUAGAUUUCGAUUUGGGUGGAAAAUGAAUCUUCAUGCUAUACCUUGGAAAUCAUUGAACAAGCGUAGCUUUCAAACUUUUAUGGCGGUUGUCGAGAAAGAUAGUACAACUGCGUCACAUCAGAUAAUGGCAUCAUUUAGUCAUUUAUCUCUUGAUUGUAAUAGUAAACAGGCUCAUGGCAUCCAUGAGGCACUUGAAAAUGAGAAUAGGAUUCGUAUGGGAUCCUGUGAUUCUGAUAUACUAUACUCCCUUGAAGAUCUGCUUUUGGGCGCUAAAGGAAAUCUGAAAGAACUUAGUCAAGGUCGUCGGGUCCAACUUACGAUGGGUGAAAAAAAGGGAUCCCGUUUUAGUUACAGAGCUGUACUUCUUGAUGCUAAGGAGCAGUCUGGACCAUUUGCAUAUCAUUGCGGUGUUUUUCUUGUCCCCAAGAAUCGGACCCAUGAAUGGCUCUUCUCUUCAGAAGAAGGACAAUGGAUGGUAGUGGAAAGCUCAAAAGCAGCUCGUCUAAUAAUGGUUUUAUUAGACAUGAGCCAUGCUAACUCCAGCAUGGAAGAUAUUCAGAAGGAUUUAUCUCCACUUAUUAAACAGUUGGAACCUGGAAAAGAUGAUAAUGAUGCUCAAAUUCCGUUUAUGAUUGCUAGCGAUGGUAUUAAGCAACGGAAAACUGUUCAGCAGGUCACAUCUGAACUGACUGGAUCAAUAAUUGUUGAAGAUGUGAUCUAUGAAAAUGUUGAUGAUAAUAUUAGUCGCCUGUUGGAAACAAAGGAUUUGGUAUUUCGCCGACUUACUUUUGCAAGAACUGAGAGUUUAGUGCAAUCCGAAGCUUUGUUAACGAGGAAGGAAUCUCUGCAAAAUGUUGGUGAAAUGGAGAGGAAAAAAGCCACUUCAUCAUCCAAAUCUAAAAAAAGAGGAAACCAGAGAAAAAUUGAUUCACGGUCAUCACUAAUUAAUGAACGGAGCGGCAAUAUGGAAGUUGAUCACAACCAUUUGGCUAGUUCUUAUCAUACUGGAAUCAUUUCCGGCUUUAUGUUGAUCUCAUCUUAUUUGGAUAGCAUCGUGUCAACUGAAAUAGGAGUUAAAGUAGUCGUAAUAGGCCUUGGAGCGGGUCUACUUCCUAUGUUUCUCCACAAAUGUAUGCCUUUUUUGCAUAUUGAGGUAGUAGAGUUAGAUCCUAUGGUUUUAAAUGUUGCGAGGGACUACUUUGGUUUUAGUGAAGAUGAACAGUUGAAGGUACAUAUUGCUGAUGGAGUCCAAUUUGUUAGAGAAGCUGCAAAUUUUGUGACAGCUGAUGUUGUGACUGGCUCUGGAGAUGCGGAUGCUUUCCGCAAUGCAAAUUCUCCUUCUCCCAGUGGAAUUUGCACCGUGUCCCUUGCUGACAGCCAAGCAGCAUGUAAAAUUGACGUACUUGUUAUUGAUGUGGACUCUUCAGAUUCUAGCUCUGGAAUGACCUGUCCUGCAGCAGAUUUUGUGGCUGAGACUUUUCUUUUGGCUGUAAAAGAUGCCAUUUCUCCGCAGGGUCUCUUUAUUAUUAAUCUGGUCUCAAGGUCCCCAGCCAUCAAGGAUACAGUUGUUUCAAGGCUAAAAGCAGUAUUCAGCCACCUCUACUGCCUUGAACUUGAGGAAGAUGUAAAUGUUGUUCUCUUUGCUCUCCAUACCGAGGUUCCCCUUGGGGAGGAUCAAUUUGCAGAAGCAGCUCAUCAGCUUGAGAAACUACUGAAGUUCAACCAGCCAGAGAGAUGCCACAGCAUUAUUGCUGCUGCAAAGAAGAUAAAAUGUUUGAAGUGAAUAUAUCCAUUCCUGCCUUGUUCAACUUUCCCUAUUGAGAUUUUUGCUAGUUUCCUUCGAUUUUUGGUGAAGAAAGUGGGAGAUCCUAAGGCUCUGCCAGUCGCAUGUCCUGAAAAGGCGUUGUCUGCAGUUUGUCAUUGGUUUGAAUAUGAGUAGGCAUUUAGUACAGCCGAUGAGCGCAGUUUGUCAACGCGACUACGUUUGGUUUUUAGCGCAGUUUCAGUUGCCAAUGAGCUGCAAUGUGGAGGUGAAUUGCAAGGUGGAAAGAUGCUUUAAAAAAAGGAGAGAAAAAAACAGGUGAAUUGGAUUAUGUUUGUAGCUGCCACAUUACCCUUGUCAACCAUGGUUACGGACUGUGGCAUAUAUUGGUUGUCCAUGUUUUUCCUCCCCUGAUUGUCCUGUAUGCACAUGGCUGUGACCUUCAGCAUAUUGUCUUAAUUAUAAUCAGGCAAGCAUGUGAUCCUCAGCUGCUUUUGGCUUGCCCCUUGUAUAGGUUUAUAACUAUUAUUGUCUGAAAAAAAAAUACGUAAAAAAGCAGUGGCUGCGGAGCCGGCCUAUCUGUCUGCUUUCAGGUAGUCAUGGACUGGACAAUUUUUUUGGUCAAUAGUCUUGGAUGAGCCUGUGAGAAGUAAGAACAUGCAUUGGCAUUAUGUGUUUAAUGAUUUGACUUGUUAAA